Equus caballus (horse) is the source of this 11103-nucleotide messenger RNA. RefSeq names its product Cbl proto-oncogene (gene CBL). NCBI's taxonomy places the organism in Eukaryota, Metazoa, Chordata, Mammalia, Perissodactyla, Equidae. Gene Ontology annotation, cellular component: plasma membrane; membrane raft. The record is from RefSeq and is a predicted model, not a curated record. Gene Ontology annotation, biological process: cell surface receptor signaling pathway; negative regulation of epidermal growth factor-activated receptor activity. Gene Ontology annotation, molecular function: ubiquitin protein ligase activity; calcium ion binding; SH3 domain binding.
CUGCUGGCUCGGGAGCGGCUGGCUCAGGAGGGGUCGCUACCUAGGCCAGACGAGGCCGCCCGCUUCCCCGAGCUCCUUGCGCUUCUCCCGCCCCCGGCCUCGCUCUCUCUGAAGGGGUGCGCCCGCGCGGCUCCGCGCUCCGGCGCCGCCCACUUCCCUCCCCGCGGCCGCUCCUCCCUCCGCCCGGACAGCCGGCGGCGGCGGCGGCGGCGGCGGUGGCGGCGGCCGGGAGAGGCCCCUCCUUCACGCCUCCUUCUUCCCCUCGCUCCGAGCCGGCAGACGCGGCUGGGCCCCCAACCCUCCCUGGGCCAUGGCCGGCAACGUGAAAAAGGGCUCUGGGGCCGGGGGCAGCGGCGGCACCGGGGGCUCGGGCGGCCUGAUCGGGCUCAUGAAGGACGCCUUCCAGCCGCACCACCACCACCACCACCACCUCAGUCCCCACCCGCCGGGGACCGUGGACAAGAAGAUGGUGGAGAAGUGCUGGAAGCUCAUGGACAAGGUGGUGCGGUUGUGUCAGAACCCAAAGCUGGCGCUAAAGAAUAGCCCACCUUAUAUCUUAGACCUGCUGCCAGAUACCUACCAGCAUCUCCGUACUAUCUUGUCAAGAUAUGAGGGGAAGAUGGAGACACUUGGAGAAAAUGAGUAUUUUAGGGUGUUCAUGGAGAAUUUGAUGAAGAAAACUAAGCAGACCAUAAGCCUCUUCAAGGAAGGGAAAGAAAGAAUGUAUGAGGAGAAUUCUCAGCCUAGGCGAAACCUAACCAAACUGUCCCUGAUCUUCAGCCACAUGCUGGCAGAACUAAAAGGAAUCUUUCCAAGUGGCCUCUUUCAAGGAGACACAUUUCGAAUUACUAAAGCAGAUGCUGCAGAAUUUUGGAGGAAAGCUUUUGGGGAAAAGACAAUAGUCCCUUGGAAGAGCUUCCGGCAGGCCCUUCAUGAAGUACAUCCCAUCAGUUCUGGGCUGGAGGCCAUGGCUCUGAAAUCCACCAUUGAUCUGACCUGCAAUGAUUAUAUUUCAGUUUUUGAAUUUGACAUCUUUACGCGACUCUUUCAGCCCUGGUCCUCUUUGCUCAGGAACUGGAACAGUCUUGCUGUAACUCAUCCUGGUUACAUGGCUUUCCUGACAUAUGAUGAAGUGAAAGCUCGGCUCCAGAAAUUCAUUCACAAGCCUGGGAGUUACAUUUUCCGGCUGAGCUGUACUCGUCUGGGUCAGUGGGCUAUUGGGUAUGUCACUGCUGAUGGGAACAUUCUCCAGACAAUCCCGCACAAUAAACCUCUCUUCCAAGCACUGAUUGAUGGCUUCAGGGAAGGCUUCUAUUUGUUUCCUGAUGGACGGAAUCAGAAUCCUGACCUGACAGGUUUAUGUGAACCAACUCCCCAGGACCACAUCAAAGUGACCCAGGAACAAUAUGAAUUAUACUGUGAGAUGGGUUCCACAUUCCAACUGUGUAAAAUAUGUGCUGAGAAUGAUAAGGAUGUAAAGAUCGAGCCCUGUGGACACCUCAUGUGUACAUCCUGUCUUACAUCCUGGCAGGAAUCAGAAGGCCAGGGCUGUCCUUUUUGCCGAUGUGAAAUUAAAGGUACUGAGCCCAUUGUGGUAGAUCCAUUUGAUCCUAGAGGAAGUGGCAGCCUGUUGAGGCAAGGAGCAGAGGGAGCUCCCUCCCCAAAUUACGAUGAUGAUGACGAUGAACGAGCUGAUGAUUCUCUCUUCAUGAUGAAGGAAUUGGCUGGUGCCAAGGUGGAACGACCUCCUUCUCCGUUCUCUGUGGCCCCACAAGCUUCCCUUCCUCCAGUGCCACCACGACUUGACCUUCUGCAGCAACGAGUGUCUAUUCCUUCAAGUGCUUCUGGUCUUGGAACUGCUUCUAAAGCUGCUUCUGGCUCCCUGCAUAAGGACAAACCAUUACCAAUACCUCCCACACUGCGAGAUCUUCCACCACCACCCCCUCCAGACCGGCCAUAUUCUGUUGGAGCAGAAACCCGGCCUCAGAGACGCCCCUUGCCUUGUACACCAGGCGACUGUCCGUCCAGAGACAAACUUCCCCCUGUCCCCUCUAGCCGCCUUGGGGAAUCAUGGCUGCCUCGGCCAGUCCCCAAAGUACCAGUAGUUGCCCCAAACACUGGUGACCCCUGGACGGGGAGAGAGUUAACCAACCGACAUUCACUUCCAUUUUCGUUGCCCUCACAAAUGGAACCCAGAACAGAUGUGUCCAGGCUCGGAAGCACGUUCAGUCUGGAUACCUCCAUGAAUAUGAAUAGCAGCCCAUUAGCCGGUCCAGAAUGUGAGCACCCCAAAAUCAAACCUUCAGCAUCGGCCAAUGCCAUUUAUUCUCUGGCUGCCAGACCUCUUCCUGUGCCAAAGCUGCCAUCUGGGGAGCAGUGUGAAAGUGAGGAGGACACAGAGUAUAUGACUCCCUCCUCUAGGCCUGUAGGGCUUCCAAAGCCAGAGGUGAAACGGCCUUUGGAGACAGCCCAGAGUUCACGAGCGUGUGACUGUGACCAGCAGGUUGAUAGCUGUACAUAUGAAGCAAUGUAUAAUAUUCAGUCCCAGGUGGCACCCUCUGUCACAGAGAGCAGCACCUUUGGUGAGGGGAAUUUGGCUGCAGCCCAUGCCAACACUGGCCCUGAGGAAUCGGAAAAUGAGGACGAUGGGUACGAUGUCCCGAAGCCACCUGUACCGGCAGUGCUGGCCCGCCGAACUCUCUCCGAUAUCUCUAAUGCCAGCUCCUCCUUCAGCUGGUUGUCUCUAGAAUGUGAUCCCACAACAAACUUCACUGAGGGUUCCCAAGUUCCGGAAAGGCCUCCCAAACCAUUCCCUCGGAGAAUCAACUCUGAACGAAAAGCUACGGGUAGCUGUCAGCAAGGGGGUGCUGCUGCUGCUUCUGCUGCCGCCGCCUCGCCACAGCUCUCCAGUGAGAUCGAGAACCUCAUGAGUCAGGGAUACUCCUACCAGGACAUUCAGAAAGCUUUGGUCAUUGCCCACAACAACAUUGAAAUGGCCAAGAAUAUCCUCCGGGAGUUCGUUUCUAUUUCUUCUCCUGCCCAUGUAGCCACCUAGCAGAUCACCUGCCUGCUGCAGCUUUAGAGGACCCAUGAGCUGGGAGCUCUUACUUGAGUAGCACCUAAAGGGGCAGAGGUUCCUUUGGAGACUUCACAAUGAAGUCUUACCCUGUCUGUAGGAUAUCACAUCUGUGGUUCCAAGAUUUCAACGCAGUGGAAUGAAAAUUGGAGCAGCUAGUGUGUUUUAUUAUUUUAUUUGUUUUGAGAGUGCGUUUGAAGGUGUCCUUCAGUCCCUGCUUAGAGAGAGUGGAUUUUUAUUAAAUGGUAGUCUACCUGGGGAACAGUCCAGAAAGCAGUAGAAGUAUUGUGCUGUAAAUCCUAAUUGAGGACUUAAGACUUUCCUGGGUUAAGAAUGUGGUCAUGUGUGUGUGUGUCUGUCUGUCUGUGGUUGUGUGUAUGUCUUGUGAUUAUAAGAUUAACCUGCUGUCUGUGUUAAUCCCAGGUAGGGAAUUAGCACAAGAGGUUUAGGAAGGAAUCUUUUAAAGAUUUCCAUCUACUGUGGUAUUAUACCCAACCCCACACUCCCCUUUGGCUUGGAUUAUCAUGUGCAUAGCUAAAGUCUCGUAUUUUUAGAACACUGUCCCUCUGUCCUUUCCCCUGUCUCCUCCUUCUUCCUUCUCCUUGGUGUCUGUCAUUGGCAGUGGGCUUGCUAUGACCAGCCUUACUGAACUCUAGUGGCUUAUAGGAUGUUCUUUAAUAGUGUGCUGGUGUUGGUUUGUUUGGUAGAUAGGUGGGGGAAAAAAGUACUGUUGCUGUGUCAGUAUAGUCCCGUUUGAUCCUAGCAGCUAACACUGGUCACUCCAAAGCACUGUUUCUAUAGGAACAUUGAAUCUGUGCAAAUAAGAUGUUUUAAUUAUCCUAAUUACUUAAUGACUGAUCUGAGAUAGAGGCCUUCAAAUACAUUCCAUGCCCUCCCUGUGGGAGUCAGUUGCCUUGGUGCCAGGUAUGUGUUCUAAUGUAGUCAUGAGUUUUUCUAUUUAAUGGGAAGGGAAGAAUAUUUGUUUCCAGCAUGGCUUUCUGGCCCAAAUACCAUGAAGCUUUGAGGAAGCUUCAUUCACAUGCUCUUUAGCUUGUUAAACAUAAAAUGUACAAAAUAGAGAAUAAGGAUUUAAGUAUUCAGUUUUUCUUCCCAGUGAAUUAAUUCCAGCUUAUAUUGGUGUCUCCCUUUGAACAUGAGCCAGGUUAUAUUUUAAAAAAUGAUUUUUUUCUUUGCCCUUUAAGGAAUGAGGCUACCACCCAUGGUAGCACAGCAUUUUGCUGAUAAUUAGCACCAAUCCACAUGGUGCCACUGAUGACUGGGUUUUCUCUUGUGCCUAUGGCUUUGGGAAUGUAGCAUCUCCUUCCCCUUUCCUCUUCACCUGAGGUCCUGCAUACUCUUUACUGACUGUGUUCUCCACAGUAAUGAGACAUCAGUUAGUGUCAUAAAUGACUUUACAAUAGUCAGAGACAAUAUGUGAAGAGCCCAGCAGUUUGUGUAAUUGCGGUUUCAUAAAGAAGAUUCAGAGUCCAGCGUGGAGUGCCGUUAGCCAGUUCCUGUAGAUACUGCUAAACGACCCCUCGAGUUCAGUUAGUUCUCUGUCUCAAGGCUUGCUGACAUCCCUAGCAGGGUGUAGCCUUCCUCCUUGUCAGAAACAAGCCUGCUCUUUGAUCAAUCUACUCUCCUCCAAAUCUAAACCAUGCUUCUGUCUUUAGAUCCAGACAGAAAUGACUCUCCUCAGAUCUGUUUUCUUUCCCCUCUUGUCAUCUCUGGAACUGAAACUUUUUCUAACUCUUCUCUUGGCUUUCAGCUACUCAUAGAUCUUUUAGUUUCAUCUCUUGCCUCAGAGCCAUUUACGUUCCCAGAGGAGACAGUCCAGAACUUCUUGUUGAUUUGCCAUGGUUACCCAGCGUCUCCUCUCCAUGGCAGAAAACAACACAGCCCACCGUCAGGUGCGGGAGGUCCUGAAUUGGGGUGGAAGGGCAGGGAAAGUGGCAGUGAGUAGGAAGCAGUAACCCAGCCUCUCCUUUUGUUUGUGGUAACAUUUACUUUGCAUUUUGUUUAGCUGUUGAAGGCCUAGACAGAGAAAUAGAAAAAAAAUGGCAGCAGUUUCCGUGCCUGUCCACACUGGAGCUUGUCCCUGUCCUCUGUAUUUAUUGCCUGUAGACUGAAGAUCUGUCCAGAGAACAAAAGCACAGGUUCUGCAUGUCUUCUCCUUUUCAGUGCAUCCAAAGUCGUCGUCUUUGGAGAUUAUGCCCUUACUUAUAUAGGCUAAGGCCAAGUUCAUUCUUCCUUUUCCUAAGUGAGCUCCUGUGUAUCUCGGCGGGUCAGCCCUGAAACUGGGGCGCCAGAUCCCUGUGUUGAACACGUGCACUGUUGAUUGGCUUGGUUGCUAGCUUGGUUGGCAGUGUAUCUGCAGGCUUUCCAGGUUUUAGACCUUUCUGGGAGGGGUUUCCCUUUGGCUGGGUGCUCUGAGGGCACACCUGGGUCCAUGCCUGAGAUUGUCAGGCGAGCCUCAGGAAAGUUUUCACAUGGCUCUUGUUUUGAGGAUAUUUCCAAAACUUCAGUUUCUUAAAGUUCCUUUGACUGAGACACCAGUAACUUGUUCUUCAUCCUCCAUUUAUGUGGCAAUUUUUAGUUCUUUGGCUGUGCUCUGAAUUUAACUAAAAUUGCCCUUUCACAAAGUGGGCUUUGAGUUUUGCCAUUUUGGGCAAACCCAUCUCCUUUCCCCCUCCUAAUUACAAAUGGUUCCUCUUCUGUUAACAAUCAGGUGGAUAAGGUAAAAACCACUUUGGUAUUUUCCUUUUCCUCAAAUGCAUUAGGCUGUUCUAUUCAACCCAAUCUUCUGCUUUUCCUGUAUCUUUCCUGGGUUCUGUAGCUGCCUUGUUGCUGGGUGGCUGCUUUGCAAUACUUGAUCAGCUGCCCCUUGUCAUACUCCUUCCAUUAAAGUAGGGCAUUCUCAACGUGGAAAGACCCUGUGGCUCUGUGAUAUACCUCCCUUUAGGUAAAUAAUAGAUUGGGCAGCUUGUUGUCUCAGCAUUUAUCUGUUAAUAUUUAUGUCAGCAGUGACCUGCACCUGUGGAUGGCCGUUCUCUUCCCCAGCCCUACCCUGCAUAUUCUGCCAUUCUUCUAUUCUCUCUCUUCUGAUACAGACAACACCCCGGCCCAGGAUGUGGGCCAGUACUAAUAGUAUCAUUUAGCUGUUUUGUGGAUUUAAAAAGUUGUUUUGGAGAUGGGGGGGGGGGGUCACUAUUCUUUGUACUUAAAAUAUUUAUUUCCUCUAUAGAAAAGUAAAAUAUAUUUUAUGGUCCAAACAGCAAACUUACAAAUGAAUUUUUGUAAAUUUAUUUGCAAAAUAGGGACCAGCUAUAUGUUCCCUUUGAGACACCAUUAACAAGAUCUAGACCUUUUUGUGGGUGAUCAGCAGUGGUGUUAAUGCGGGAUAUUCUCCUACCUCACAUCAUGACAGUCAGAGGGUUAUAGACCUUCUUCCCAAACUGGUUAUAAGUCCCCCUUCUUGCUGUUGGCCUUUCUUCCUCUGCAAUGACCACUGCCCAUGGGAUAGCAGUAUUCUGACCAUUGGCCUGGCUGUGUUAACAGCUCGUUUGUUCAUUCAGCAAAUGUUUAUGAGUGAUUGCCAUGUGCUAGAAGUGUCAGCUCUGUGUUCUUUGCCACCUUGUGGUGAUUCACUGACGUUGGGGGAUUGUACUUGGGCUGAUAGCACUUGCAUUUGGCCCUAAAAUAGCCCUUUCCAGUAAGGUUGUGCAAUUUUUGUUUAUAGCUCUUUUAUGUAGACAUAUAUUUCCUUAUAGAGCUGUUCCAUGUAAAAUCAGUUCAAGACUCUCUCAGUAACCCCUCUUGUCUUCCCAUAGCUUUGAUAAUGUCUGUGAGGUUCCUUGGUAUAAGUCUUAUGGAUACCCACCAUUUUUAUGUAUUUCAGUGGAAUCUCUUUGGUGGCUUGAGGGUUAUAUUGACUCAGAGUUUCAUGAUAGGGCAGUUAAAUGUUUAAGCAAACAUCUGCCCACAGUCCCUUUUCCAAUCUAGUGCCUUCCUUGAUCUUUUUACUGAGCUGCUUGUGUCCCUAAUUCCCCUUGUUGGGAAGUUUCCUUCUAACCUUUCUAGGUCCUGUCACGAUCUCCCAUUCUAUUUGCAACUUCAUUUCUAAUCGUUCGACAACCUUUGCAGCUAAUCCUAUGUCUUGUGAGAGCUGAAGGUGUGGGAGAGGGAUGGGCACCUGUCUCUGGGUCCUAAUCUUCAGCCAGUUGUUUGGUCUCUCAGGAGCCAGGCGGUAAAAUAGAUUUAACUCAGUUCUCAGAAAUGUCAGGGAGCUUAGAGAGCUUAGCGACCCUAGAACUUAGUAUCAAAAUCAACACAUCAUUAUUCUCUUAGACUUUCAGGCUUUGGAAGUUCAAUUUAAAGUAUUCUGACUCAGCAGAAAGCAUUACUGUCACUACUCUGAUCUCAAUCUGUAUUAGCAGUCUUUCUUUAGAAAUGCAUAUAGCCAUUUAAUGCAUGGAGGGUGAAUAGUGGAAGAAGGUCAAGGUUGUAUCUUUGACUGUCUUGUUUAGGAAUCCUUCGGAUGCAAGAAACACAAGUAUUUAAGCUAAGAAGAAAGGAGGAAGUCAUAAGAAUGCAAAGUAUUUCACAGAACCCAGUAUAAUAAGUACAGCUGAUUCUUGCAUGGAGCUGGAACUGUGAAACUUUGCACCUCGUCCUUUCUCCUGCUUGUCCGUCUGUUUAUCGGCUUGCAAAGCCCCAAAAUAGACACCCCAGUCCUCGAGUCCACACAACCGCCCAGCUCUAGAGACCACUGUUAACAGAUUCCCGAUGCCUCUUCGUUCAUAUUCUCAAGGAGUACGAUCAGCCCAGCACAUUGAUGGCGUAUCUACCCCUGACCGGUCAGGCUUGCCACACAGAGCAACAGAAGCCUGGUCCCUCGGGAGGGUUCUCAGAAGAGAGGAGAUGGACAGAAUAGACACCCUAAAAAUACUUUAGUAAUAAAACUGCUGUCGUGCUGCUUUUUUGAGAGUGGAAAUGCAGGCAUGGGACUGUGAGAUGUGGAGGAAAUUCUUAGGUUUAACUUAAUUCAGGUUACUGUCUUUGUUUCCUGUUUUUCUUCCCUUUAUGAGUCUUGGCAUCCAAGAUUUCUUUCCUCCCUCUUUAGGACCAGUUUCUCUUGUUCCGGAGCUAGUCUGUUCUUAGGUGACAUUUCUUAGCCUUUAUUCAAUCUCAGGUUUUUAACCUUCUUUCAUAUUAUUUAGAGAGCAGAUCACAAAUCCCACUGUAGCCACCCAUGAACUUCUGAGCUCUCUUCAGGUUUUAGCGCUGAAAAUACGUUCAUUCUGUGGGCCCACGCAUGGCCUGUGUCCCUCGAACCCUCUUCCUCACCCUUUCCUUUGGUCUUUCCUGUAUGGAGGGAGCUCUGCAGUAAUAUUCUUAGGCAGGCCUCCUAGGUACCUCAGAAAUGACUUUGUCGUAGCCAGUAAGAAUAUAUAAUAGUUGGGACAGUUGCCAGGAUAUAAAUUAGAUGUAGAUUCCAGUUUAGAAUAGAGUUUUUACUGAGAGCUCUUUAGACAGGAUACUUUUGUCUUCCUUGUCCAAUUGCUUUCUUUUGUAUAUUAAAGGCUUUAUUUUUUUUUUUUUUAAACUGUGCUUCUGCUUGCCUGAAUCUUUUGGUCUUAUCUAUCUCGUCCCAGAGCAUGUGCCGUGUUAUUAAGGCAUUUCAUAAUUACUUGUAACUUUUUUAAACUGCUGGAGUCAUUUGAUAUACACAGAAGUAACCUAAUAACCCAAAGAUAUAUAUUGAGGCACGUGAUGAAGGGUGGGUCAUCAGACCUUGCCUUGGAUACUCUAUUCAAGGCUCCAGAAUUAAGGAGCAGAGGGCAGCAGUGCCGUGUGCCUUCACAGUGUCCUAGGAGAUCUGGGUUGGUUUCAAAGGGAAGUGUUUCUUGGUUCCAGAAAGUAGCACAAGAGUAAGAGACGGAGAACCAGGGAUGGGGAGAGGGAGCCCUGCCAGGAGGCUCCUUCCCGGUCAGAUGGAGAGCACUGUGCUGAUAGGCCAGCUGUUGACUAACGGACUAACAGCUGUUUGGAAAUCUCGCUGCCCCUUCCCUUGUAUAGUGCUUGAGAAGAAUGUGACUGACCACUCCCUCUGUUUGCACAGAGCGAAGGCUGAAGGCCAACCUCAGAGCUCCUACUGAUUUGGCAGCCAAUCAAAUCAGCAGAGUUCUGAUUGUCCAGCCCCAUAUUCUUGAUUCAAUCCCAAAAAUGAAUGUGAGUGGCACCCUCCACUUUACCUCUCACAAGUUCUCCUUCCACCUCUGAACCAGAUUGGGAGGCCAGAGAGGAGUAUUGCUCAAGACAUGCUAUGUGCAGCUCCUCAGGCCUUGCACUGCCUCCAUGCUCAGGCCCUGAAGUGGAUGUACUGUAUGCCUGAGGCCGGCACUCUGACAUGUGUCAAUGUCCCCUGUGUGUCAGUUCCCUCCUCCUCCUUCCCUACCUCUGACCGUUAUGGGUGAGGGUAGCCAUGCUUAUGGCUGUCUUGAAACUGAAGAGGCAGAGAACUACUUACGAGUCUGUAGAACACGUGUUUUCUCUUCCUUGGCUUCUUCCUUCUGCUGUGUGGGUGAGUAAGCCUGCGGGCACAGUGCCCAUGAGACUGGAUGCCUCCUGACCUACCCUUCUCAGCAUUGUUUUAGUGUCUUGGCCUUGACCUCCUGCUGAAACACGUGGUAGGGGCAUGGCAGCUAUGAGGUACCUCCUACAUUUGCUUUCUGGCUGUGGUGACUUGGGAAUUUUUAACCUUAUAUAUCUUUUUCCUUUAUUCAAAACAAAACAAUUUUUAGCACACUGAAAAAAAAAAAGCCAAACAUUUUGUGCCUUUCUAAGGCAGCACUGUAUCCCAGGCUGCAUUUUAGGACUUAAUAUGGAAAUACCAGAGUCUUAGCUCCUCUACCUUGAGUGUCAUUAGUCCCUCUAGUCUCGGGGAGAGGAAGAAGGACGAGCUCUGUGGCUGGAGAGAUGGCACGCAGGUGUGGCAUGUCAGUGGUCCCUUCUCCCUGCUGUGAUGCUCAGUUGCAAGAAAUAAGCAUUGUACCCUGGGAUCAUUGGGUUGGUUCCACAGUCUUAGUUAUCAAGUUGAAUGCUCUGUCUUCUGCAAGAAGACAGAAUGUUCCUUGAUUUCCAGGUAUACUCUGGACCAUUUCAAGCGUCCCAGCCUCCUGACCCUGUUCCUGACCCGACCACAUGGAGAAGUGUCGGAUGGGCUCUCCCGAGAGGGGAGGCUGGUUGGUUGUGUUUGUCUUGUCUUUUUGCUGGAGCCUGUGUGGGCCUAGACCUCCUGCCUCUCCCUUCACCCUGGGCUGUCAUUGCCUUUGAAGACUUCAGACUUAAAGCAUUAAGCAGCUGGUGCCCUCUGCAGGGUCUGAUUUUCCCCUGGGAAAACUAGCAAGGACCAUGUCCCAGAAGCCUGUCCUCAGUAUUGUGGCCACUGUAGGUUUCGGCAGAAAAAAGAGAAAAAAUGUUUCCUAUGUAAUGAGAUUUUACUUCUCUCUUUCCUUUUCUGAGUUCUUCCCUGCCUUUAACUAAUAAAGAAUUGGGAGAUAGAGACAAUUCUUUUUAAAGUCCUCCUUAUUUAGGAUCUUGACAUUCUUGGCCUGGGUGGGGCUGGAGAGAACUCUGUGCUGUCUCCAGAGUGAAGAGUCCCAAUUUGUAUAUCAGUGUUAAAAAUAAAACAAAACGAAAACUUAGAUGAGAUUUUUGUGGACUAUUUUAAAAAUGUGUCAUUAAUAUAAAAAAAAAUUUAUAUUAGCAGUAUUUAAUCAUUCUCACCUGUAAAGAAUAAGAAAAACAGAAGGUAAAUAUUCUUACAGAGAAUAGCAGAGCUUUAAGAUUCAUUUUCAUUUUAAGUCCAUUUUGUUUUGCCAAUGUAUUAAUGUUUAGAAGUCUGUUAUACUAAUGUUAUUUAUUAAUUUUUUCAUUUCCAUACACAGUUAACUAAAAAGCUUUUUCAAGCACCCCUGUCUGUAAAAAAAAAUAUUUUUAAAUAAAGUUUCUUUUGUUGUAGCAGA